Messenger RNA from Zonotrichia leucophrys gambelii, 1388 nucleotides. RefSeq names its product potassium two pore domain channel subfamily K member 3 (gene KCNK3). The transcript is spliced from 2 exons. Gene Ontology annotation, biological process: potassium ion transmembrane transport; stabilization of membrane potential. Lineage: Eukaryota; Metazoa; Chordata; Aves; Passeriformes; Passerellidae. The record is from RefSeq and is a predicted model, not a curated record. Gene Ontology annotation, cellular component: plasma membrane. Bases 72 to 1223 code for a protein of 383 amino acids. Gene Ontology annotation, molecular function: outward rectifier potassium channel activity; open rectifier potassium channel activity; potassium ion leak channel activity.
CCGCCGUGCCCGGGCGCUGCCGCCAUGCCCCAGCCGGCCCCGCCGCGCCCCGCAGCCGCCGCCGGCGCACCAUGAAGCGGCAGAACGUGCGGACGCUGGCGCUGAUCGUCUGCACCUUCACCUACCUGCUGGUGGGCGCCGCCGUCUUCGACGCGCUCGAGUCCGAGGCGGAGACGGCGGAGAGGCGGCGGCUGGAGGCCAAGAGCGACGAGCUCAAGAGAAAGUACAACCUGAGCGCCGAGAGCUACGGCGAGCUCGAGCGGGUCGUGCUCAAGCUCAAGCCGCACAACGCCGGCGUCCAGUGGAAAUUCGCCGGCUCCUUCUACUUCGCCAUCACCGUCAUCACCACCAUAGGCUACGGGCACGCGGCGCCCAGCACGGACGGCGGGAAGGUUUUCUGCAUGCUCUACGCGCUGCUGGGCAUCCCGCUGACGCUGGUGAUGUUCCAGAGCCUGGGCGAGCGCAUCAACACCCUGGUGCGCUCGCUGCUGCGCCGCCUCAAGAAGCGCCUGGGCAUGCGGCGGCCGGAGGUGUCCAUGGCCAACAUGGUGACCAUCGGCUUCUUCUCGUGCGUCAGCACGCUCUGCAUCGGCGCCGCCGCCUUCUCGCACUACGAGAACUGGAGCUUCUUCCAGGCCUACUACUACUGCUUCAUCACGCUGACCACCAUCGGCUUCGGCGACUACGUGGCGCUGCAGAAGGACCACGCGCUGCAGACGCAGCCGCAGUACGUGGCCUUCAGCUUCGUCUACAUCCUCACGGGGCUGACGGUCAUCGGCGCCUUCCUCAACCUGGUGGUGCUGCGCUUCAUGACCAUGAACGCCGAGGACGAGCGCCGCGACGCCGAGCAGCGGGCGCUGCUCAGCCGGGGCGCUCGCUCCGGAGCCGCGGCCGCCGUCCCCGAGGCCGCCGCGGUGGCCCCGGCCGAGAGCGGCUUCAGGAACGUCUACGCCGAGGUGCUGCACUUCCAGUCGGUGUGCUCGUGCCUGUGGUACAAGAGCCGCGAGAAGCUGCAGUAUUCCAUCCCCAUGAUCAUUCCCAGGGAUUUGUCCAGCUCGGACACGGGCGUGGAGCGCAGCCACUCGUCGCCCGCGCGCUGCCCCGAGACUCCGGAGCACCGGUGCUUCUGCCGCUCCCGGCGCUCUGCCAUCAGCUCCGUGUCCACCGGGCUCCAGAGCCUGGCGGCGUUCCCGGGCUUCACCAAGAGACGCAGCUCCGUGUAGCCCCCAUCGCGCCCUCCCAUCCCGGAUCCCUCCUGGAGCGGGAGGAAGCCGCUCCGGACUCGGGAAUGACGCCGGAGCGGGGCCGUGCCCGUUGGCUCCGGAAUGGAUUUUAAUUUAAAACCUCUUGGAUUUUAAUUUCACACACACACACACACACACAAAAAC